Molecule: messenger RNA, 2939 nt
Organism: Bolinopsis microptera
Lineage: Eukaryota; Metazoa; Ctenophora; Tentaculata; Lobata; Bolinopsidae
Product: heat shock 70 kDa protein 4-like
Exons: 20
Coding region: 40-2604 (854 amino acids)
Biological process (GO): protein folding
Cellular component (GO): nucleus; cytosol
Molecular function (GO): ATP binding; ATP-dependent protein folding chaperone
Source: RefSeq, a predicted model, not a curated record
UACAAAUCUAUUACAUUUAUUGAGCCAGGACGCUCAGCCAUGAUCUCGUCAGUUGUUGGAUUUGAUAUUGGUUACAGCUCAUGCUUCAUUGGCAUUGCACGGGGCGGAGGUAUCGAGAUUAUCGAUAACGAGUACAGCAAGAGAGAUAAUCCGACCUAUGUGGGUUACGGAGCUUGUGCUGACGGCAGGAAGAUGGCACUGUCCGCUAAAAGCCAGAUGACCAGUAACAUCAAAUCAACUCUUCAUGGUUUCAAUCCCCUUAUUGGACGAGAGUUCGACGAUCCUAUGAUUCAAACGAAUCUCAAGGCCAUGUUCAAUGACAUUGAAAAGCAAGAUGACGGUGCCAUCGGCUUCAGGGUCGAUUACGAAGAAAAACAAAUCGUACUGACCCCAGAAAAUGUGACUUCGUCCCUUCUAGUGUACUUGAAGACGGUUGCAGAGGCCAAACUUGGAUUUGCUGUCAACGACUGUGUGAUCUCGGUUCCACUUUAUUUCUGUGAUUAUCAGAGAAGAGCAAUGGUAUUUGCAGCCAAAACAGCUGGUUUGAACGUUUUGAGACUCAUGAACGAUUCCGCCGCUAUAGCUUUGGCUUAUGGAAUAUACAAACAGGACCUCCCAGCUGAAAAAGAAAAAGCUCGACUUGUCGUGUUCGUUGAUAUCGGUGAUAACGAUACUCAGGUCAGUGCAGUUGGUUUUAACAAGGGCAAGUUGGAAGUGAAGAAGUCUCUGGCAGACCCUCAGCUGGGUGGACGACACUUCGGAGAGCGCAUUUGCAACUUCUUCAAAGUUGAAUUCAUGAAAAAGUACAACAUCGACGUGGAUUCACGAGCAAGAGCCGCGAUGAGGUUGCAGACAGAAUGUGAGAAGCUGAAGAAGACAAUGAGCGCUAACACCACAUCUAUUCCUCUCAAUAUUGAGUGUUUUAUGAACGACAUAGAUGUGAGUGGUAGGAUGGGUAGAGAGCAGUUUGAAGAACUUUCCCACGAUUUGUUUGAGAGGUUGCGACAUUUGUUGCAGGAACUUCUUCAUAACGCAACAUUUACAAUCGAAGACAUCGACUCUGUAGAAAUUGUAGGAGGUUCCACUCGAAUCCCCAAAUGUAAGACAAUUAUCGAAGAAGUGCUGCACAAGACCUGUUCCACGACACUGAACGCGGACGAUUCCACUGCACGUGGAUGCGCGCUGCAGUGUGCUAUCCUCUCUCCAGCUUUCAAAGUCAGGGAUUUUGCUAUCAACGACGUUGUUCAAUCCGGAAUUAAACUUGUCUGGUACAAUCCUGACGGCUCUGUAGGAGGUGACAUGGAAGUGUUUAAUAAGGGUCACGUGUUCCCAUUCUCCAAAAUGCUCACAUUCUACAGGAAAGAAAACUUAAUCCUUGAAGCGUCCUACUCAAACCCAAUUCCUCAUACACAAACUGUAAUAGGACGAUUUGAGGUUGGUCCAAUAAAGCCAGCUGAGGACGGUUCCAGUACUAAAGUCAAAGUGAAGGUGAAGGUGGACAUCCACAGUUUAUUCACAGUCGAGUCUGCUCAUACUGUUACGAAGAUUCAAGUACCUGUUGAGGAAGAGAAAAAAGAGGAGAAGAAAGACGGCAAGAAAGCUGAAAAGAAAGAAGGGGAUAAUAUGGAAACUGAGGAUGGAGCAGAAAACGGGGUGAAAGAAGAAAGCAACUCCAACGAAAAUGGAGCUGACUUAAAUGCAGAAAAGAUCGAAAAGAAUGAUUCAGAAGAGAAAAUGAAAGAAGAGAACGGCGCGGAUGAGAUUAUAUCAGAGGAGAAGAAGAAGCCCAAGAUGAAGACCAAGACGGUGCAGAAUCCUCUCGAAGUGACCUCAUCAAAAAAGGGUUUCACCUCUAAGGAGCUCCAAGCAGCCUGGGAACGAGAAAAUGCUAUGAUCUCGACUGAUAAGCUGAUAAAAGACAGACUCAUGGCUAAGAACACUGUAGAGGAGUACGUCUACGAUAUGAGAGACAAACUCUACUCACAGCUGGAAAAGUUCAUUUCGGAGUCUGCCAAAGAAGUGUAUUUGUCUGAGUUAUCUAAAACUGAAAACUGGCUUUAUGACGAGGGUGAAAACUGUCAAAAACAGGUGUAUAUUGACAAGUUAGCUGAAUUAAAGAAAGUAGGGGACAGAAUAAUGACAAGAUAUAACGAAAGUGAGGGUAGGCAAGGAGCACUGAACAACCUUGGUUCCUGCCUCGUUCAUGUUAGGAAGGUUCUGGAUCUUAUCGCUAAUAAGGACGUGAAAUACGACCACUUGUCAGAGGAAGAUGUCAAAACUCUGAUUGAAAAAGACGCAGAGUUCCAACAAGUUUUCAAUGAUUUCUGUAACAAGGCAGCCAGUCAAAAACUCCAUGAGGAUGUUCAGAUAACAGUAGCAGGGAUCAACCAAAAACGAAAGGAAUUUGAAGACAAAUGUUACCCAAUCGUCAACAAGUCAAAGCCAAAGGUAGAGCCUCCUCCAGUGCCUGCCGAGGAGCCGAAAGAGGGAAAAGAGGCCGAGAAAGAAACUCCCAUGGAGUCUGCAGAGUCGACUCAAGCUCCCGCUGAUCCAGCAGCCGCUGAUCCAGCAGCCGCAGAUCCAACGUCCAUGGAACUCGACUAGGACUUUUCUAGAUUUCUAUAUUUGUUAAAUGUUGUCUUGACGAAAACAGUACUUCAACUUAAUAUAAACCGAGUGUUGUCAUCUAUUUCAGCAGAUUAUUUUGCUUGUUUAAUUUAAAUUUCAAUGCCAAUGGCACGUUUAUUUUUCUUUACUUUUCAAAAUUUGAUGGGACAAGACAAGAUUGGCUGGCCAGCUUGUACUUUACAUUUUGAGAAAGUAUCUGAAGGAACGUUUCGUUUGAGUCAACUUAUGAUCUGAGAGUAACGAGAGCUAUCAUGUCUGAGCAGUCCCAUGUGUUCUGUCAAAUUAGAAUAACAACUAAUUUGUUUCAUUAA